Molecule: messenger RNA, 577 nt
Organism: Teleopsis dalmanni
Lineage: Eukaryota; Metazoa; Arthropoda; Insecta; Diptera; Diopsidae
Exons: 5
Coding region: 233-577 (114 amino acids)
Biological process (GO): synapse organization
Cellular component (GO): neuron projection membrane
Source: RefSeq, a predicted model, not a curated record
UAAAACAUAAAAAGUUUCUACACAAUAAAUUUUUUACACAAGAAAGUAAUGUUUCCGAUUCGUUUAUGUAAAUAAAUUAUGUUUCAAGCAUUCAGGACAUGUUUUUUCAGAUGUGUAUACGAUAAUAGUUUUGACUACGUGUAAGUUGAACACCGGUGAUAGAGGUUAACUUUUAAAGUUUGUAGUUUCAACUAUCUAUUUUGUUAUGAUUUAAGUGAACAUCAUCAUAAUAAUGAAAAAACUGUUAUUUAAAUUAGGCCCAAUUUUUUGUUUACUUUUGAAUAUAAACAUAUAUUUUCGUGACAUUCUUGCAGAUACAGUAGCAAGCACAAAUGAGUUUCUAACUAUGGACGGACCAUACUUUGAUGAUAUUAGUCCACGAAACGUUACAGCCGUUGCCGACGACACAGUUGUAUUGAGGUGUAAGGUUAAAAAUAAAGGCAAUAAUACGGUAUCAUGGAUGCGUAAGCGUGAUCUGCGCAUAUUAACUUCAAAUCUUGUACCGAGGUUGAGAAGUCUGCAGAGAAGAAGAGAAACAAUAAUGAGUUCUAAGUUCGAUCUAAAGAAAAAAGUGUAA